Molecule: messenger RNA, 1386 nt
Organism: Rotaria sp. Silwood2
Lineage: Eukaryota; Metazoa; Rotifera; Eurotatoria; Philodinida; Philodinidae
Source: the annotation of a GenBank genome assembly
AUGGCUACUACUGAUAACUGGAUUAAAUUAUAUCGAUGGUGUCAAGAACAUUUAAAAUCCCAUUUUGUUUCAUCAUCAAUAUUUAAUAAUCAUCACCAAUUACAUCGUCGUUCAUCAUUGAUACCAUUUCGUUCAACAAAUAGUUCUUAUUCAAAAAAGAUCAAAAAACGUGCUUCAUAUAGUGAAAUUGAUGUAUAUCAAAUUGGCAACAAUGAUUUUCGAUAUGUACGUGAUAGUAUACGUGGCAAUAUACCUCAUGCAACACGAAUAACAUCAACAACUAUAUCUAAAGAAAGAUAUCAAGUUCAAAAAGCAACAACGUGUAAUAAAUCAUCGGAAGAAAUUUUAUCUAAUGAAAAUAAAUUUAUAUCUUCGAAAUUAACAUCGAUGCAUAAAAAACGUAAUAAUAGAUCUCGCCGUUUUUCACUUGCUAAAGUUGAUUUAUCAGCUGUGAAUUCAAAUGGAACAAAAGAUGAACAAAAAUCAACAACGUCAUCUAGUAGUUUUAAUAUUAUUCAAAAAUUACUUUUUCGACAAAUUAAUCCUAAAACUCGACCUUAUACAAUAGAAGCUUCUUCUGAUGAUACUAUAUCUACAGCAAAAGUACCAAAGGAAACACCUACUAAUCUUCGAACGGCUAGUCCAGUAUGUUCAAAACAGUCUGGAACUAGUUCAUCAUCUUCUAAUAGUUCUAAACAAAAUAACUGUCAUGGAAGAGAACCUUUAUUAUCAUUGCCACCUAAUAAAAUACAAUCUAAAAGUCAUCAAUCGGAUUUAAAUUCAUAUUUAUCUAAACGUCGUAAUACAACUGGAAGUAUAUCAUUUAAUAAAAUUGUUGAUGCUAAAAAUACAUCAAGUGGAAAUACUCUAUUAGCAACAGCUGUUAAUGCAUUUAAUAAUUCAAAUAACAAACUAUCAAUUGAAAAAGAUAUUUUUCAAACAGUCGAAGAUGCAGAUUUUCCUGUGACAAAACAAUUAAUUCAAACAAAUGAAAAUAUUGUUAAUUUAUAUAAUGAAUAUGAUUGGCGUCCAUUGGAUAUUGCUAUAAUGCUUAAUAAUAUUUUAAUGAUACAACUUCUUUUACAAUAUGGUGCUGAAGAAAGUUCAAAAAUUCAAUCGGAAAAAUCUCGUUAUCAAAGUGUUUGUCAUCAAUUAUCAAUUCUUAGUGAACAAAAUUCUGAUGAUUCAAUUAAAAAAUCUCCAUCAAAUAAAUUAGCACCUGACGAUGUUCAAUCGCGUCGUUCAUCACCAUUAUCUGACAAACAACAACGUCGUCGUCGUACAAGUAAAAGUUACCAACAACAGCAACUCAAUCAACAACGUUCAUUAACAUUAAUUCAAAUGAAAGAUAAUUAUGAACAAACAGGUAAAUAUCACAAGAUAUAA